Clupea harengus (Atlantic herring) is the source of this 793-nucleotide messenger RNA. Its product is annotated as meprin A subunit beta-like. The coding region runs from base 1 to 783 and encodes 260 amino acids. The transcript has 6 exons. NCBI's taxonomy places the organism in Eukaryota, Metazoa, Chordata, Actinopteri, Clupeiformes, Clupeidae. The record is from RefSeq and is a predicted model, not a curated record.
AUGGAGAGUAACUCGAGAAGCUCUACUUUGAGAGAGGGAGCCAAAUGGAACACUUCUGUUCCCUAUCUGCUGGGAAACACUCUUGAUGUGCAUUACAAAGGGAUUAUUUUGAGGGCCUUUGAGCAGUUUAGUCUGAAAUCCUGCAUCAACUUUAUUCCACGGCAAAAUGAAAAUGACUUCAUCCACAUCCAGAAAUUAGGAGGGUGUUUCUCUUAUGUAGGAAAAAAGGUUUCAGGUGGACAGAAUGUUUCCAUUGGGUUAAAAUGCGCAUUUGUUCCCAUUGUGGAACAUGAGCUUCUUCAUGCCCUGGGCUUCUUUCACGAGCAGUCCAGAUAUGACAGAGAUGACCAUGUCACAAUAAUCUGGGAGAACAUCCAAGAAGGGGAAGAGAACUGUUUCAAUAAAGCAAGUGAGGAUGAGUCAAGCCUCCUUAAUACUUCAUAUGACUACACAUCUCUAAUGCACUACAAAAAAAAUGAAUUCAGUAAUGGAAAUGGAUCCACCAUCAUCACAAAGCAACCUGAGUUUCAAGAUGUGAUCGGCAACCGUAUAGAAAUGAGCUCAACAGAUGCACUGGAACUGAACAGGCUCUAUCAGUGCGAUGCGUCAGUCUCCUUCCUGGACCACUGCAGCUUUGAAGAUGAGAGCCUGUGUGAGAUGAGUGUCUGCUCCAGGAGUUCAGCUGGAUGGCAGAGAGUGAGCCGAGCUGAUGGAGGUCCCCACUCAGACCACACCUACCUGGGCACUGACUCUCAGGGUGAGGUUUCUGUCCAUGUGUACUGAAGAGAAGAUG